AUGUCGCAACGUGGCGCCAGGGCCACCGACUUUGAGGAAAGGGACUACUACCCUGCCCCUCGUCGGUCCGGCACGCGCUUCGAAGAGGCGGAUUACCGCACCUCGAGGGUCAUGACACGAAGCCCUCCGCCGCGCGAGCGAGAGUCGGACCGUGGCAUCUCCUUCUUGAGAGAUGACGCCCGAAGGUCUGAGCCGGGACAGAUGGUCCUUCGCAAGCGGGACGUGGAAACCUGGGAUGUGCACCGGAGCCCGAGUCCGCCCCGAGUCCGUGAGCAGCGCAUCGUCCACCGACCGAGGAGCGAGUCGCCGCGUUAUCAUGACCACGAGCACGAGCGUUCGAGGACGAGGGUCGUCGAGAGAGAACGGGAGAGGGUUAGGUCGCCGUCUGCCGUGAGGAUGAGGAGCCCUAGCCCGGGCGUACGCUUUGUAGAGCGGAGGAGGAGGAGCCCGAGCCCUCCCGUAAGAGAGCAUAUCCGCACGAGAAUCGUCGAGAGGGAAAAGGCCAAGGAGCCGAGUCCCAGCCCGAGUCCCAGUCCGCCACCCGUGAUACGGGGACCGACCAUCGAGAGGGAGGUCAUCACGCACUAUACUGACGUUGAUCACGGCGUCAUUCGGGCGAGGCCGCCCUCACCACGGCCGCACACCCACCGCGAACGCGAGACCGACAUCGACAUCUCCCUCUCCAAAAACAAGACCGAGGUCGACGUCGACAUCCACCGCUCCCCCAGCCGUCACCGCAGCCGCAGCCACGAGCGCCGCUCGCACUACCACGACGACGAACUCAUUGUCCGCGACGGCAUGGACCGCCUCCGCAUCGACGACGGGCGCCGCUCGCACCGCCGCGCCCGGUCCGCCGCGCCCAUGGCGUCCCCCGUCGACGAGGAGGCCGAGUACAUGACGGGCAGGAUCGACGCCCGCGGCCGCAUGGGCGAGGCGUGGCACGGCCACACCAAGGACUGGACCAUUGUCGACGUGCCCCCCGGCACCGAGAGGGUGCGCAUGGACGGCGUGGGCGGCGCCAGCACCGAGACCAACUGGUCCAAGUACAGCGGCGUGCGCCGGACGACCUUUGUCCCCGAGCGCGACGGGCAGCUCGUCGCCGUGCCGCGCGCGCCGUCUCCCCGGCCGGCGCCCGUCCCCGUCGUCGGCAGGGACCACACCAGCGUCACCGUCUACGACCGCGACCGCGAGAUCGACGUCGACGUCGACAUUGACCGCCGCCCGGGCAAGCCCAAGCCCGCGCCCCCGCCGCUUCCCACGCGCGACAUGUGGACCGAGAUCACCAAGGACCUGGUGUGCCGCGAGGCCAUUGAGCAGAUGGGCUAUUCGUACGAGGAGACCAAGUGGUUCUUUUACAUUAUGGAGUAUUUGCAAUACUCACACGGCGAGGCUAACACCCAGCUUCCCCCCUUCCAGGACGAGGUCUUCCAGCUCACGCAGCUGACGGAGCGGAUUCGCCGCCACCGCCGGCACCACAGGGAGGUGGAGUGGGAGCGCGACUACAGGGACGACUGGCACCACCGGUACAGGCGGCACCACCGCCCGCGCCACGAGUGGGAUGACGAGCGCGUCAGGGAGCGCGAGGUCGUGUACGAGUCUCGCGGGCCGGCGAGGGGAUACUUUCGAUAA
Messenger RNA from Metarhizium robertsii ARSEF 23, 1629 nucleotides. RefSeq lists its product as uncharacterized. Bases 1 to 1629 code for a protein of 542 amino acids. The transcript is spliced from 3 exons. NCBI's taxonomy places the organism in Eukaryota, Fungi, Ascomycota, Sordariomycetes, Hypocreales, Clavicipitaceae. The record is from RefSeq and is a predicted model, not a curated record.